CCUCCUCAGGAACCGUUCACACCUGUGCCUCAAAGAUGAGUGCCCAGGAGGACCCCGAGGACCGGACCCAGCAUGACACCUCCAGCCCAGCGGAGCCCCGUGCCAGGGACCCCCCGGUGGCCCUGCCCACAGAGCCCAAGUUUGACAUGUUGUACAAGAUCGAGGACGUCCCACCCUGGUACCUGUGCAUCCUGCUCGGCUUCCAGCACUACCUGACAUGCUUCAGUGGCACCAUCGCAGUGCCCUUCCUCCUGGCUGAGGCGCUGUGUGUGGGCCGGGACCAGCACAUGGUGAGUCAGCUCAUCGGCACCAUCUUCACCUGCGUGGGCAUCACCACCCUCAUCCAGACCACCCUGGGCAUCCGGCUGCCGCUGUUCCAGGCUAGUGCUUUUGCAUUUCUGGUCCCAGCCAAAGCCAUCCUGGCCCUGGAGAGAUGGAAAUGCCCUCCAGAAGAGGAGAUCUACGGGAACUGGACCCUGCCUCUAAACACCUCUCACAUCUGGCACCCCCGCAUGAGAGAGGUCCAGGGUGCAAUCAUAGUGUCCAGCAUGGUGGAAGUGGUCAUUGGACUGAUGGGAUUGCCUGGGGCCCUGCUGAGCUACAUUGGGCCUCUCACGGUCACCCCCACUGUCUCCCUCAUUGGCCUCUCUGUUUUCCAAGCUGCUGGUGACCGAGCUGGCUCACACUGGGGCAUCUCUGCAUGCUCCAUUCUCCUGAUCGUCCUCUUCUCCCAGUACCUGCGCAACCUCACUUUACUGCUGCCUGUCUACCGCUUCGGCAAGGGCCUCACUGUUUUCCGAGUCCAGAUAUUCAAGAUGUUUCCCAUCGUGCUGGCCAUCAUGACUGUGUGGCUGCUCUGCUACAUCCUGACCCUGACAGACGUGCUGCCUGCAGAUCCCACAGCCUACGGCUUCCAGGCACGGACAGACGCCCGUGGGGACAUCAUGACUAUCGCGCCCUGGAUCCGCAUCCCCUACCCCUGUCAGUGGGGUCUUCCCACGGUGACCGCAGCUGCUGUUCUGGGAAUGUUCAGUGCCACACUCGCAGGCAUCAUUGAGUCCAUUGGAGAUUACUAUGCCUGUGCGCGCCUGGCCGGAGCACCGCCCCCUCCAGUUCAUGCUAUCAACAGGGGUAUCUUCACAGAAGGCAUCUGCUGCAUUAUAGCAGGGAUUCUGGGCACUGGCAAUGGAUCCACCUCCUCCAGCCCCAACAUCGGCGUCCUGGGGAUUACCAAGGUGGGCAGUCGGCGCGUGGUGCAGUAUGGUGCAGGUAUCAUGCUGAUUUUGGGCACCAUUGGCAAGUUUACUGCCCUCUUUGCCUCACUCCCUGACCCCAUCCUGGGAGGCAUGUUCUGCACCCUGUUUGGCAUGAUCACGGCUGUGGGACUGUCCAAUCUGCAGUUCGUGGACAUGAACUCUUCCCGCAACCUCUUUGUGCUCGGAUUCUCCAUGUUCUUCGGGCUCACCCUACCCAACUACCUGGACUCCAACCCUGGUGCCAUCAACACAGGCAUUCCUGAAGUCGACCAGAUACUAACUGUGCUACUGACCACGGAGAUGUUCGUGGGUGGAUGCCUUGCUUUCAUCCUGGAUAACACGGUGCCAGGAAGCCCAGAGGAACGGGGGCUGAUCCAGUGGAAGGCUGGAGCCCAUGCCAACAGCGAGACGUCUGCCAGCCUUAAGAGCUAUGACUUCCCCUUUGGAAUGAGCAUGGUGAAAAGGACUGACUUUCUGAAAUACAUUCCUAUCUGCCCAGUCUUCAGAGGAUUUCCUUCAAGGUCAAAAAACCAACUUUCAGUACCAAUAGACACUUCAGAAAAUACAGACCCUGGAUCUGUAUGCACGAAGGUCUGAAAUACUACUCCCAUGAAAGGAAGCAUUGUAUGUAACAGGAAAAGAAACCUACAUGGGAAGUCAGAAGAACUAAGUCGGAAUCCCAGCUCUGCCCUAUAUAAGCCUGGAUAAGUCUGGGACUCCUUUUGCAUCAGUUAAAAAAAGAAUAAUGGGCCAAAGUCUCUGUUUUUGAGAUAUGUGCCACUGUUAUGUCUUCACUUUCAUAUAUAAUUUUUAGUACACAGGAAUAACUGAGAAAUCUUUAUUUACUGCACGUAGUAGUACUAGUUGAUGGAGACAAAAAGAAACCAGGACGAGGUAUAAAAUGUAGGGAUGCUGGCAGGUCCUUACAUUGAAUCUGACCCCAUUACUUCAAGAUGCAAAGCAUAUUAAACAAAAUUCGGAGCAAUAAGUUUAGUUUCAUAAUUUAUAUAUGUAUAUAUAUCAUCAUUUCCUUAGAACAUCUUCCUUUUAAAUGAAGAAAAUGUUCUUAAUGUGUAAUCUCUUGGCAGUUGCAAAAGAAUCAGAAGGAAUUAACUCAACCAGGGGUCCAAGAGGAUAGUGCAGGGUUUAAGGUGCUUGCUUUGCAUCUGGCUGCCCCUACACCAAGUCGCCAGCACUACACAGUCUUCCUGAGCACUGUCAGGAACUACUCCUAAGCACACUGUGAGGAACAGCACUGGUUGUGCUUCUAACUUCCCCUGCCUAAACAGUGGAUCUGAACUAGAUCAAGCCGAACAAACCAGUUUCUAUACAAUGGCAUUCUAUUAGUCCAAAUUAAAGUCAGACUUUAUGGCCAACAAAAAGCAUUAAUUCAAGAUGAUCAAGUUUAUAUGUAGACUAAUACAGUGAGAAACUAAACAUCCCAACAGUCAGAUCACACAUCUGCACAACUGGGUUACUGUCUUUACUGAGUUGUCCUACCAAAGGCUAAGCCAUACUAUCAAUUUCAGCAUUCUGAAAUGACAUGGCUUCUAAAUGUCUGACAGGGCAAACUGACUGUGUAAAGUUACCCGGAGUGCUUUAAAAAACUGACAUGUUUUGGGGCUAGCGAGAUAGCUCAAAGUAUGAAAGUGCAGGCCUGGUCUCCUGAGCAGCAACUAACUGCUUCAUUUAAGACAUUUAAGGCUAUGGGGGCCUAGUGAUAGCACAGAGGGUAGAGCUUUUGCCUUGCAUGCAGUAACCUGGCUUCGAGUCCCAGCAUCCCAUAUGGUCCCCUGAGCAUAGAGCCAGGAGUAACCCCUGUGCAUUGCCAGGUAUGAUCCAGAAAGCAAAAAGCAAAAAAAAAAAAGGAAAAAAGAAAGACAUUUAAGGCUGAUUAUUACCAGAAGUAGUCCCGGGCCUACUGAGCACUGUUUAGGAGACCUCUCUGUUCCAUAGCAAAAAUAAAGUUUAGGAUUGAUUUUUCAGAUCUGUAAUGUAAUUAAGGAGCUUUUUCGGAGUCCAGGGGUCCAUGCCUCACAGUACUCAGGGCUUAGCUGCCUGAAAGGCAAGUGCCUUAACUCCUGUACUAUUUCUCUAGUCCUAAGGAACUUAUUUUUAAUGUCUCAUUGGUAAUUGUAAAGUUGGGCUAGGAAACCAUGAUACAGUGAGCUGAAAACUGCCAAAAAAUAUGUCUUUUCAUGGUAAAUUCCAAAUGACAAUCAUAUAGAGUAUAGUAGCAAAUAAAGAUUUUAAACAUGGAGAGAAAUGUUUAAAAAGAAAUUUUAAGUUUUUUGGUUUGCUUCUGGGCCACACCCAGAGGUGUUCAGGGCUUACUCCUGGCAGGCUUGGGGGACCAUCAUAUGAGGUCACUACCUGCUGUACUAUCACUCCAGUCCUAUAAAUUAUUUUUUAUUUUAAUUUUAGUAAAGAAUUAGAUUCAAUCCCAGUACUAAUGGGUUAUCACAUUUCCUGAAAAACCUAAUUUUUCUACAAGUGCCAUCACCAAUGAAAUAGAGAAUAACUAAAAAUGUAAAUAGGACAUAGCUAAGAAACUUACUAUAUAUGUCAAGAAUCCUUAAUAUUACCAAAAUUCCAAAUGGAGUGAGGGGACAAUAAAAAUCCCAGGGCAGGAAGAAAAAAAACACCUCAAUCUUUUAAAAAAAAAUCUUUGUAACUUUCACGAAAUGUUUUAAGUCAAAGAGCAAUCUCGGGCUGGAGCAAUAGCACAGCGGGUAGGGUGUUUGCCUUGCACGUGGCCAACCCGGGUUCGAUUCCCAGCAUCUCAUAUGGUUCCCUGAGCACUGCCAGGGGGUAAUUCCUGAGUGCAGAGCCAGGAGUAACCAACCCCUGUGCAUCGCGGGGUGUGACCCAAAAGGGGGAAAAAAAAACAAAAAAAACAAAGAGCAAUCUCUACUAAACUACUUUUGUGUAGGCAAGUCACAUAGAUACACUGGGUACUUUUCUGGAUUAACUUAAGGCAUUUAAGUACCGAGGAGAAAACUUAUCAAGACUAAAAAUAAUGGCAAAAAGUCUGGUGGGGGGUGCUCAAUCUAAUCCCAUCCAUUGUGCUACUGACAUUAUUCCAAUUUCUAAACAAAAAAUCAAAAUCCUUUGCUUUCUUCUUAAUAAAUAGCAUGAUUUCUGAAGGCGAAUACAAAACUCUUAAGUAAAUGGCGUUUUAUUUCCACUUACAGAAAAUGAGCUAGGUUUUAAAAAGAGGAAAAAUAGCUUUUUACCACAAGAUCUUCCAGAGAAGAGCCAUCAGUGAUAACAAGGUCAUUAAACUGGUCUUGG
Molecule: messenger RNA, 4550 nt
Organism: Sorex fumeus (smoky shrew)
Lineage: Eukaryota; Metazoa; Chordata; Mammalia; Eulipotyphla; Soricidae
Gene: SLC23A1
Product: solute carrier family 23 member 1
Exons: 15
Coding region: 36-1853 (605 amino acids)
Biological process (GO): transmembrane transport
Cellular component (GO): membrane
Molecular function (GO): transmembrane transporter activity
Source: RefSeq, a predicted model, not a curated record